Messenger RNA from Salarias fasciatus (jewelled blenny), 1324 nucleotides. Its product is annotated as cofilin-2-like. NCBI's taxonomy places the organism in Eukaryota, Metazoa, Chordata, Actinopteri, Blenniiformes, Blenniidae. The record is from RefSeq and is a predicted model, not a curated record. Gene Ontology annotation, biological process: actin filament depolymerization. Gene Ontology annotation, cellular component: actin cytoskeleton. The transcript has 4 exons. The coding region runs from base 148 to 654 and encodes 168 amino acids. Gene Ontology annotation, molecular function: actin binding.
CGCUCUGAAGUCUUCCGGCCCCGCCCCCGCCCCUUCUCUUUAUCAUCCGCCUCCCCCGGUGAAAUGGCCAUAUUCUCCGCUCCCUGUUCACCCGACUUGGAAGACUCCAUCUGACGCUGAAGCAGCGCUUACAAACCCCGGGACAUCAUGGCAUCAGGUGUUGAAGUAGACGACGAAGCGGUCAACUUGUUCACUGACAUGAAGAUGAGGAAGUAUACUGAAACUCCGGAUGGGAAAAAGAUCAGAAAGAAGGCAGUGGUGUUUUGUAUCAAUGGCGACAAGAUCGUUACUGAAGCAGACAAGGAAAUCUUGUCAGUCGACGAUGACGAGGAGCACGAAGACCCCUUGAAGAGCUUCAUCAACCUGUUACCAGAGAACGGCUGCAGAUAUGCCCUUUACGACGCCGCAUACGAGACCGAGGAUAACAAAAAGUGCCAGGACCUCGUCUUCGUCAUGUGGUCUCCAGAUACCUGUGGAGUCAGAGACAAAAUGCUGUAUGCGAGCUCCAAAGACGCCAUCAGAAAGAAGUUUACAGGACUCAAACACAAUUGGGAGGUGAAGGGAAGGGAGGACCUCGAGAACCGCUGCACGGUGGCGGACAAGCUGCGCGGACAUGGAGCAUGUUUGAAAACCCUGGAGGGCAAACCGCUGUGAUGUCACGGCGGCGAGCAGAGCCCAGCCAACCGCCGUGCCAUUCAGACCGACGCUUCCCCCCCAUCCCCCACUUGUUCUGUCAGCCCCCCUCCCCUCCCCAUAGCCCGUUCUUUUUUUUUUCUGUUCUGCUUUGUAAAAUACAGGGAUCUCAUUAAUAUAACGCUAUGCAAACCCUGCCCAGUCUGUUACCACAUGACUUUAGGGUCAUCUCUCUUUCAGAAUUUUGGCAAAAAAAAAAAAGUCAAUGUGACAAAAGCAGCGCCCCCCCUCCCCAUGAGGGAGGAGACCAUUGGUGUGAAGCUCCGCCUCCCACCACCCACGGGUCAGUUCCACCGAGCUUUUUUCCACGUGACUUUUAUUGUUGUAAGCUGUUAUCGACUAUGCAUCCGCAGCGCAGCGCUUUGUGUUCUCACACUACAUUCUGCCUGCCCGCCCUCACUCUGCCCGUUUUGUCGUCGCCUUACUUCCAUUUUGAAUGUAACCGAGUUGGGGUGCAAUUCUUAUUUUUGGAAAGAAACAUUACAGGACGCAGAUUUCACCCCGGCGUUGAGACGGCCCCACAACAACAACGACAAACGAACGGACAGAAAGAUGACAUCUGGAGCCUUAAAGCAGAAUUUUGUUUUCUGAGAUCACAGGAAACCACUUUGCAAUAAAAGCGUGUGGCGGA